Molecule: messenger RNA, 981 nt
Organism: Heterostelium album PN500
Lineage: Eukaryota; Evosea; Eumycetozoa; Acytosteliales; Acytosteliaceae
Exons: 2
Coding region: 1-981 (326 amino acids)
Source: RefSeq, a predicted model, not a curated record
AUGAUAAAUCUUCUUGACGAUACUGCAGAAAGAGUGUUCCACGAUGAAGGUUUAAAAAUUGGAAAAAUAGUAACAUUUAAUAGUAAAUCAAAGAUACUUUCUUUUCCUUCAUUACCACAUAAAGAAUUCUAUGAAUCAACAUCAAACGCUGUAGGAAGAAUAUUCAUCAAAUAUAGAUCAAAAGAAGAUAAUGAUAAAGUUUUUUGGUACACAAAAACAGGAUUCUGUAUUAAAAGAGACACUGUUAUCACAUCGUGUUUAGCGAUAGAAGAAUUAAAUUUUGAAAAAGUCUAUAUAUUCUUUGGUUGUGAUGCCACCGUUGAAUCUGAGAUCGACUUGACCCAUUUAGAUGAAUUUGGUAUUGAGUUGGUUUCGUGUGGUCGUGCAUUCGAUGCUUUAUUCAGAGAUCCAAUCAUCUUGAAAGGAAGCGACGAUCACCUAUAUAGUUGGCUAAUUUGUAACGAUAUAGAGAUUCUUCAAUUCAAAGGCGAGCCACCGAUAGACCAGCAAUAUCUAUUACCAAUGAUUCCGACCAAGAAACAAACUACCGAUUACUAUGUAAUGGGAUAUCCUGGCCAUAUCGAUUUGAAACAAUUUGCCGACUUGUAUGGUGAGCGAUCAAUGAAGUAUGGAUUACUUUAUGUUGAUGUCCAUAAUUAUACACGUGGUUUCCAAAGAAAGACAAUAUUUAUUGGUGAAGCUUUGACAUUCGACGAAAAAGUAAUUACUCAUCAAUGUCCAACAUUCAAAGGUACGGCUGGAGGUAUCUUGGCAGAUAGUGAAUACGAUAAAAAGUUUAUUGGAAUACACAUUGGUGGGACUAAAGAAGUAGGAAAUGUUGCACUCUCUGUUACACAUCCAGUAUUCUGGCAUGUGUAUAAAACCUAUGUUCUCGAUGGCGAUCCACAAUUCCUCAAUGAAAAUAGAGCUGAACUAGAACCCUUUUUAAACUAUUUCAAAUUCAAUCAAAUAAAAAGAUAA